Carica papaya (papaya) is the source of this 1097-nucleotide messenger RNA. RefSeq names its product PSI type III chlorophyll a/b-binding protein (gene LHCA3). Gene Ontology annotation, cellular component: membrane. Lineage: Eukaryota; Viridiplantae; Streptophyta; Magnoliopsida; Brassicales; Caricaceae. Gene Ontology annotation, biological process: photosynthesis, light harvesting. The record is from RefSeq and is a predicted model, not a curated record.
UGAAGCCCACGAUCAGCUUCAUAAGUUGGCGCUUAUUUUCCUGCCUCUGUUUUCUGAGUUCAACACACAAAACUUCACUCGAGAAAAUAACAAAUGGCAACACAAGCACUUGUAUCUUCUUCUCUUAGCUCCUCCGUGGAGACCGCCAGACAGAUUCUAGGAGCAAGACCAGCACAUUCUCCAACUGGUUGCUCAAGAAGGGGAUCCUUCGUUGUCAGGGCAGCUUCUACUCCUCCUGUUAAGCAAGGAGCAGACAGACCCUUGUGGUUUGCAUCCAAACAAAGCCUUUCUUACUUGGAUGGCAGCCUUCCCGGUGACUAUGGAUUCGACCCACUAGGUCUGUCAGAUCCUGAAGGCCCCGGAGGGUUCAUCGAGCCAAAAUGGUUAGCUUAUGGCGAGGUCAUCAAUGGCCGGUAUGCUAUGUUGGGUGCAGUGGGUGCUAUUGCUCCUGAAAUUCUGGGCAAGGCUGGCCUCAUUCCACCAGAGACAGCUCUUCCCUGGUUCAAAACUGGUGUGAUCCCACCAGCUGGAACAUACAACUACUGGGCAGACCCUUACACGCUCUUUGUCUUUGAGAUGGCACUCAUGGGUUUUGCGGAGCACAGGAGAUUCCAAGACUGGGCUAAGCCUGGCUCCAUGGGGAAACAGUACUUCCUGGGUUUCGAGAAGUUUUUGGGGGGAUCAGGAGAACCGGCUUACCCAGGAGGACCACUCUUUAACCCUCUUGGGUUCGGGAAAGAUGAGAAGUCGCUCAAGGAUUUGAAGCUCAAGGAGGUGAAGAAUGGGAGACUGGCAAUGUUGGCUAUCUUGGGAUACUUUGUACAGGGUCUUGUAACAGGAGUUGGACCAUACCAAAACCUUCUUGAUCACUUAGCUGAUCCCUUCAACAACAAUGUCUUGACAAGCCUCAAGUUCCAUUAAGAUAGCUUUCUAUUUGCUUUUCGGAACUGUUCCAUCACCAGCCCCUGCUUUCUCACUCUCUCUUUCUCCCUCUCACACUGUCUAGUCUUUGUUCAUGUCCUGUUGAAAUAUCAUGUGAAGAAAUCAUUGUAAUUUGUAAGAAAUUGACAUGGUAAUGCCUAAAUUUGUACUCCUUA